This is a messenger RNA of Ziziphus jujuba (common jujube), 5516 nucleotides long. Its product is annotated as disease resistance protein RPS2. The transcript has 10 exons. The coding region runs from base 893 to 5386 and encodes 1497 amino acids. Lineage: Eukaryota; Viridiplantae; Streptophyta; Magnoliopsida; Rosales; Rhamnaceae. Gene Ontology annotation, molecular function: ATP hydrolysis activity; ADP binding. The record is from RefSeq and is a predicted model, not a curated record.
AUGUUUUAUUUUUUUAAUAUUUAUGUAAUAGCGACACUUUAAAUUUUCUUUCAUCCAUAUCCACGGUUUUGGGCUUUAAUAUUUUAUAGAUUUUUUGUUUUUUUGGAUGAAUUAUUACAUAUUUCAUUUAGUAGUACUCGUCAAGCUCUCCAUAAUUCUCUCCACGGUCUGAUCAGUAUUCCAUCAAGCUCCUUUGCCUUUUGACAUUGAAAGCAAGGAAUGCCAUACAUGAAAGUGAUGAGAAAACCACCACUAUGUUUUGGAUUGAUCUACUUUGCUUUUAGACAUUGAAAGAAAGAAGCACAGCAAACUAUAUUAAGAUUCAAGAAAUCUAAGGCAAACUUCGGAAAACAGAGUUGGGCACUUUUGCUUCUUUGUUUUCUUCUGUUUUUUCAGCUACUCUCUUUAUUUGAUCCUAGACUUCUAGUGUUGUCACCUUCUCUUAAUUUGCCUUUUUCCUACCAUACCUUGCAUUACUCUUUUGGUAAAAAAAAAAAAAUAAUAAAAUAAAAUAAAAUUAAUGAAGUAGUUUUCCUUGUAUCACUUCCUUUCCCUGAAUUUUAUUCUUUCUGUAGUAGAUUUCUUUAAGUUUCAGUGUCAUUUGGUUUGAUUUUCUAGUUAUAACAUCUUUCUGCUUUUUCCUACAUUCCCGAAAAAGGGGAAAAAAAAAAAAAGUGAAAAAAAAAAAUAUUUCUUUAAUAGAUUUCCUAUUUUAUUGUUGUUCUACCUUUAUGUUUCAACUUUUAUUGAGAAUUUAAUUUGCUGGGGAAAAAAAAAAAAAAAAAAGGACAAAGAAAAAGAAGAAGAUUUAUAUGCUCUGGUUUUGAAGCUGCCUACUCUUCUCAUUUCAUAUAUAGCACACAAAGAAGAUACCAAAGCCUGGUAACUGAGUAUGGAGUGUCUGAUUGCGAUUGGUACUUGGAUUGGUGGGAAAAUAGCUGAUUAUACAGUUGGACCUGUUGGCCAUAAACUGGGAUACAUCUUCCACUGCAAACGCAAUGUAGGAAACCUGCUAACUGAAACUCAAGAUUUGAAUCUUGACAAAACAAGGAUGGAGGAUUUGGUGGAUGUUGCAAGAAGAAAUGGUGAAGAAAUUCAUGACCAUAUUAAGGACUGGCUAAGCAAAGUUGGUGACAUCACCAAAGAAACCGAAAAGCUUUUAGGUGAUGAAAACCACACAAGUGUGAAGUGUACUUUCAGGGAGUCAUUUCAGAAUCUGGUGCAAAGGUAUCACCUAAGUAGGAAAGCCAAAAAGAUGGGCGAGUCUGUUUCCAAAAUCAAAGGUGAGAUCAGGUUUGACAAUAUAUCUUACCGUCCCAGAUUACAGAGUAACUUCCGAAAUAAGGAUUUCAUAAGCUUUGAUACAAGAAAGGAAAUUAUGACGAGAAUCAUGGAGGCGUUGAAGGAUGGUAAUAUCAAAAUGAUUGGGGUAUAUGGCAUGCCUGGUGCUGGCAAAACCACACUCGUAAAAGAAAUUGCUAGAGAGGCCUUAGAAAAGAGGUUAUUCAAUGAUGCGAUUUUGGUUACUGUAUCGCAAACUCCAAAUAUCAAAAUUAUUCAACAAGAAAUUGCAGAGAAACUAGAUCUAAAAGUUGAUAAGGAAAGCAUAUCUGAGCGAGCUGUUUUGCUCCAAAAUAGAUUGAAGAGUGAAGAGAAGUUGCUAAUAAUUCUCGAUGAUGUUUGGAAUAGUGAACUAAACUUUCAGGAUCUUGGGAUACUUAUUGACAGUGAUGAUCAGAAGGGAAGCAAAAUACUAUUAACCUCUAGAUUUGAACGAGUGUUACAUGAUGAUAUGGGUGUUGAAAUUACUUUCCCACUUGAACUCGUUUCAGAAGAUGAAGCUUGGGAUUUGUUUAGCCAUAUAGUGGGCGAUUUGGUAAAAACCGCUGAUUUCCAGCAGCAUGGAAAGGAGAUUGUCAAAGAAUGUGCAUGCCUACCAAUUGCCAUUGUAACAAUUGCACAUGUGCUGAAAAAUCGUGACUUGCCAUUUUGGAGAGAUGCCUUGGGACAAUUACAAAGAUCUAACCUUAAUAUCAAUGGCAUGCAUGAAAAAGUGUACUCUCGAAUCAAACUAUGUUAUGAUUAUUUACAGAAUGAAGAAGCAAAGUUAUUGCUUUUACUUUGUUGUUUGCACAAAGAAGGUACAAGCAAAAACUUGGAGUAUUUGAUGAGAUAUGGUAUAGGUUUGGACAUGUUUAAAGGAGUCCGGACCUUGCAAGAGGCAAAAGACAGACUAUAUAGUUUGGUUGAUGAGCUAAAAGAUCAUUUUUUAUUGUUGGACGAUGAAGAUUCUCGUUCGGUUGAAAUGCACGAUGUCAUUUGUGAUGUUGUCAGAUCAAUUGGAAAGGAAAGUCAUAUGUAUUAUUUUAGAGAUGGCACUGAAGUUGAAGAAAUUCGGAAGAGGAAAACUCUUAAAGAUGCAAGGGCAAUUUCAUUACCUAAUGGUUAUGUCGAUGGGCUCAUUUGUGAAAGUUUUGAAUAUAAACAGCUUGAGAUAAUUUGGAUGUGUAAAAAUAAAUCCUUAGAUAUAAUCCCAAAUAGUUGUUUUGAAAAGACAAAAGAGCUUAGAGUUUUACACUUCUUUAGUCAAAAUUUAGAAGUAUUGCCUUCAUCCUUAUGUUUCUUGCAAAAUCUUCGUACACUCUGUAUGCAUGGUUGUCAACUGGGAGACAUAGCUUUAAUUGGAGAACUCAGAAACUUAGAAAUUCUUGACCUUACGGAGUCCUCCAUAACAGAAUUGCCAAGACAAAUUGGUCAACUUACUCGUUUACGCAUAUUGGAUUUGAGUGAAUGUGAAGGCCUUAUAGUGAUCCAUCCCAAUAUUAUAUCCCACUUGACACGUUUAGAAGGAUUGUAUAUGGGGGAUUUUAAGAAUUGGGAUAAGAAUGUUGGAGUAAAUGGGGAAAUAAGAAAUGCAAGUCUUCUUGAGCUAAAACAUUUGGUUCAGUUGACCAGUUUGCAUUUACAAAUACCUGACAUAAGGAUGCUGCCAAAACCGUUGUUCAGUGAAAAAUUGGAAAGAUAUUUGUUUCUAAUACACCUUGAUGAUGAGGAGGACCAGGAUGAUGACAAUGAUGAUUUUGAUGUCAAUAUCCUCUUUCCUCGAAGCUCACAGUAUGAUGAAAAUAUUGCAAUGCAACAACCAUUAUUUUUAACCAAGUUUUCUUUCCCGAAAUUGGAGAAGUUGAGUCUACUCAGAUUUCAUUUCGUGAAGAUAUGGGAUGAUCCGAUUCUACUUGGUUCUACUUCUUUCCGCCACUUGACAGGAUUGAAAGUUGACAGUUGUGAGUUUCUGAGAAGUCUAUUUUCAUCUGCUGCUAUAGCUGCAAGUUUGAAACAACUCUAUUCCAUUGAAAUAAGACACUGUAGGAUGGUGGAAGAAAUAAUGAGCAGGAAUGAAAAUUUGGACAAGAUUUCAUUCUCUAAACUAAAUAAUCUUUACCUGAUAAAUCUCCCAAACCUUGUGAGAUUCUCGUCUAAUAUUUUUGUUCAGUUUCCACUGUUAACUGAACUUUUCAUUCUAGAUUGCCCUCAAUUUGAGACUUUCAUUUCCAAUUCAGAAGACAACUCAUGCAGCACCAUCCCGUCUCUCUUCGACCAGAAGUUUGUUUCUUCCCCCAAAUUGGAGGUGCUGGAACUUUCAGGUUGUUGGUCCAAGAAGAUCUGGGACGAUCACGUUCUACCAAGGUCUCAAUCUUUCAGUAGUUUAACAAGGUUGAUUGUGGUCAAUUGCGAUAUGAAAAUUUUAUUUUCAUCUGUUAUGGUUAAGAGUUUCGGACAGCUCUGUUCACUUGUGGUAAGAGAUUGUAGGAUUUUGGAAGAAACUAUGGGCGGGAAUGCAAACAUGUAUAAGAUGUCAUUCCCUUACCUAAAUCAUCUAGAGCUAGAAAAUCUUCCGAAUCUUCUUACAUUCUCCUCUUCAAAUUUCAUUGAGUUUCCAAUGUUAACUCAACUUUCUAUUAAGGAUUGCCCAAAAUUUAAGACUUUCAUUUCCAAGUUGGAGGAGAAUUCAUGCACCACCUCCAUUUCAUCUCUCUUCAAUGAAAAGUUUGUUUCUUUUCCUGGAUUGGAGAACUUGGAAUUGCACGGAUGUAAUUUCACUAAGAUAUGGGACGACCAGCUUAUCUUAAGCUCUGCUUCUUUUCGUAAGCUUAGAAAAUUGGUUGUAUACAGGUGUAAGUAUUUGAGAAAUCUAUUUACAUGUGCUGUGGCAGCGAGCUUCGAACAACUAUGUUUUCUUGACAUAAGAUUAUGUGCAGCAAUGGUAGAAAUAAUGAGUAGUAAUGGAAGCAUGGAUAAGAUAUCAUUCCCCAUGCUACAUUCUCUUGCACUAGAAAAACUUCCAGUUCUGGUGACAGUCACCUCUGCAAUUUUCUCUGAGUUUCCACUGUUAACUGAACUUUGCAUCAAGGAUUGUCCUGGAUUUAGCUCUUUCAUUUCUGAGUUGGAUGAGAAUUGGUCCACCAAUGCCAACAUGUUAUCUCCCUUCAAAGAAAAGUUUGUUUCUUUCCCCAACUUGGAGAAGUUGGAACUAUUGGGAUGUCAUUUAAAGAAGACAUGGGCUAUCCAGCUUCAACAUUCUUUUACUUUCUGCAACCUUACAAAAUUGGUUGUAGUGGAGUGCGAAGCUUCAAAAAAUCUAUUUUCAUAUGAUAUGGCAGCAAGUUUUGAACAACUUUGUUUCCUUGAGAUAAGAAAUUGUACAACAGUGGAGGAAAUAAUAAUCAGCAACAAUGAGAGGAUGGAAAAUUUGUCAUUCCCUAAACUAAGUUCUCUGGAGCUAGAAAAUCUUCCAAACCUUGUGACAUUCUCAUCCUCUGAAAUUCCAAUUGAGUUUCCACUGUUAACUGAACUUUCGAUUAGCGAUUGUCCAAAAUUUGAGACUUUUAUUCCCAAGGUAGAGUCUCUCUUUAAUGAGUGUGUUUCUUUCCCCAUAUUGGAGAACUUGAAACUGUUGGGAUGUCAUUUCACCAAGAUAUGGGAUGAUGGCCAGCUUCUAUUGAGCUCUACUUCUCUCUGUAAUUUAAAAGAAAUGUGUUUAGGGAACUGCAAGUUUUUGAAAAAACUAUUUUCUUCUGCUGUGGCGUUGACUUUUGAAGGACUUGAAAACCUUGAAAUAAGAGAUUGUACGAUGAUGGAAGAAAUAAUGAGCAACAAUGAAAUGAUGGAUAAGGUUUCAUUCCCUAAACUGAAAUUUCUGGAGCUAGAAAAUCUUCCAAAUCUCUCCACAUUCUCCUCUGCAAUUUUUGUUGAGUUUCCACUUCUAACUAGUCUUCGCAUUAAUGGCUGCCCUGAAUUCAACUCUUUCAUUUCCAAGCAAGAGAAAACUUUUGCACAAGUACCAUGCAAUCUCUCUUCAACGAAAUGGCCAUGUUUCCCAGCUUAGAAGAAGUGCUGAUUGAAGGCAUGGAUAAGUUGAGGAUGAUAUGGCACCAUAUACUAGCUGAAAAUUCCUUUUGCAAACUGAAAAAUAUAACUGCUCGAAAGUGCAAGAAUCUAAUGAAAAUAAUUCCAUC